Messenger RNA from Solenopsis invicta (red fire ant), 4322 nucleotides. RefSeq lists its product as uncharacterized. The transcript is spliced from 2 exons. The record is from RefSeq and is a predicted model, not a curated record. The coding region runs from base 1108 to 2361 and encodes 417 amino acids. NCBI's taxonomy places the organism in Eukaryota, Metazoa, Arthropoda, Insecta, Hymenoptera, Formicidae.
UCUUCUCUCCUUACACAUAGGAUCGCUCCUGAUACCCCUCCGUACUUCCCUCUCCCCGAGAAUCUCGUUAAUCUUCCUUCCCCCUCGUUAAUCUUCCUUCCCCCUCGUACUCUCCUGUCCAAAAGGAUCUCUCUGAUCCUCCUUCUCCCUUGAGUUCUGCGCCUAGUGUAGAAUUCUUAAAGGAAAUCUCCCCUCCUCCUUCGCCAGCGAAUUCCACGUCCAGCGUGGAAUUCUUGGAAGAAGUAAUCCCCCUUUCCGGGACUAUUAAAAAUAGUUUGUCAAAUUUUAAUGUAGAAAAGGUACCUUUUAUAAAAAUUUUAUGUACUAUUUGCACUGUUUAUAAAUAAAAAUGUAGUCAUUGCGAUUGUCGUACUUUUCCUAUGCUAUUCUUAGAUUAUUUCUAGAAUUCUUAGAUUACACAAUUUUCUAGAAGCGCGGCCGCAGCUCGCGCCUAUGUAGGAGAAGCGAGUCACAGACCGAUCCUCUUUUACGCGAGUCAGGAAGUUCCAAUUUACUUUCACGCGAGUGCAAAUGGUUUCUCACAAAAUGUGGAAACAAUUGUCGCGCGGCAACAUAGGAAAUUACAUUCCUUAUUUAUUGAGAACUGUAAGUUAAUCUGCAUUAGUGCAAGUGACCCUAAGUCUAUUAUAUAUGAAUCAUUUUUCGACCUCAACCAAAUUCUAAAAUAAAUAAAAAUAAAUUGUUUACUUGGUACGUUUAAUUUACUUGAAUUGAUCGAAAAAAAUUCAUUGGUUGAACUACAAAGUGUCAAAAAUACGAAGUUUUAAGGACCCAUUAGUCUGCCGUGCUACAAUAUAUUUCGGCAGUUUAUUUUUUCCUGCUGUCAGUUUCUUAAUUUAAUAAAGCCAAGUUAUAGAAUCACCCGCCGUAACGAUUAUCGAUAGCGCAAGCGACGAUUGUCGAUAGCUAACGAUACCGACAAUCAUCGUUAAGAAGUUAGAGAAUCCCGGUACAGAAGUGGCUUGUGAACUUAGCGCCACUCAUUGCACUGAUAUAGAAGGAGGAAACACAUUUUGGGAUCCUGUGCCAGCCGACUCUUGCAAAUUUUCCGACUAUAGCGUUUUAUAUCAAGGAUAUGCAGAUAAAAUGAUCGAUAAUAUAAAGGAAGGCUCACAAACUGCCUAUUCGUUAAUUGCACAGGAAAAGGUUUUCGCUUUUAAUAGCAUGAGAAAAUACACGACGUGUGGUUAUACGCUUACACGGACCGAACACCCAAAAUUAAUAAUUUUUGAAACUUUACCCAGCGUUGCAGUUUUCAAAAAAUUCGACCGAAUAUCUAAUCGCGAUAUCUUCGCUUACAUGAACUCAAAAUUCGUUUAUGUGGAAAAACACAUACGUACGCAAAUCAAUCAACUGUACAGAAAUAUUUUAUUGCAGCAAUGUAACCUCGAACUAAGAAUGUUGCAAAAUGCCUUGGCCAUAGCAACACAGUCACCCGAUAUUUUUGCUUAUCACUUUAUGAGAGAGCCCGGAUACAUGGCUCUCUUACCUGGAGAAGUAAUUCACAUAAUAAAAUGCGUACCUGUCGAAGUGAGAUUGGCACAGACUCAAAAUUGUUAUGAACAAUUACCAGUACUACAAGAAAAUCAAACAUUAUUUUUAACACUUCAAACACACAUAUUAUUGAGACAAGGCACACAGGUUACUUGUAAUACUUUUGCCCCGCCUAUGUAUCUCCUAGGAGAUGCUUGGUAUAAAAUUAUUCCGAAACCAAUAGAAGCAUCAUCGCCGACUAUCAUGAAACCGCUGACUAAACCUACGUGGAAAUACAUAAACCCUGGAGCGCUUGCCACCAGCGGCAUAUAUUCACAAAACGAUUUAGAAGAACUCAGAAAUCACAUAAUGUUUCCUGCGGAAAGGCCUUCAAUACUUAACACCGUAGCCAGAGGAGUAAUGGGUCAACCAACUCAACUAUACGAAGGAUCAAUCUCUAAUCUCAUUGGUGAGGCAUCAUUCCAGAAAAUCACAACCACCAUCUGGGAAAAGGUUUGGGGUAAAUUUUUAUUCUUUGGAAACAUCAGUGCGGGAUUAAUGGGAAUAUAUUUGUUCGCGAGAGGCUUUAAAUUAUUAUUGGAUACAUUCGUACACGGAUACGCUCUGCAUACCGUAUAUGGAUGGUCAAUACAUCUAAUAAGAGCCGUAUGGGAUUCAGCAACACAUCUUUUAUUACACUUGGGCAAAAACAAUCAAACAAAAAAGAACAAUAAAGAAGGUCCCUCAGCCCCAGAGGCCGAAGAAAGGGAGCACAAGCAGCCAGGCGGCAUAAAAAACAAAGAAACAACAUACCCUCUCCUACCUGCAAAAGAAACAGCAGCAUAUACCCUCGAACUCAGAAACUGAGAAAAGAAGGAGGAGAGGGGACGCAAAUACCGCUCUAUCCGAAUUCUCUGAUAAUCUAAUUACAUUACUUAUCUUAAAUGUACACGCUACGACGUGUAAACAAAUCUCCUUACCCGAAAUCACACGUUACGACGUGUAAGCAAAUUUUCUCGUACAAAAUCACACGCUACGACGUGUAGACUUAAUUCAAUUAACUCAAAUAAUCACAUCAUACACUUCUAAAAAUAAACCUUAAUGUUUUUAGAAACAAAAUGGAAAUUAAGCCCGUCGAUACCGCCUUCCUGACGCGCGGAUCUUUGAAAGUCAAAAUUAUCAAGGAGGACUCACCGACUUUCUUUUGGAUCCACAUUGACCACGCGAGGGAACAUUUAGAGGAGUUACUAGAAGACCUGACUAGCAGGAUGACAAGAAGGGGGCGGUUCCUACGAUUCAUCGGGCCCAUUCUACCCAAUGAACUGGUAGCAGUCCAGGAGGGAAGACUAUGGCAAAGAGGGGUAGUAACCCAUUUUAUAAAAAGCGAUAUCGUGGCGGUCGCUUUGCGCAACUAGGGCCGCGUAAUUCAGAAAUCCAUCCUCGAUCUUUAUAUACUGGAGGAUCGCUUCCGUGAGGAAAAUUGGGGAGCUGUCCCAUGCGGGCUUGCCCACUUUCAACCGAUCGGUGGAAAAGCGAGAUGGCCCCAAAGGUCCCGCGAACUCGCUCGGCUGCUAUUGGAGAAGCGAGAGGGAUGGAUGAGAAUCCUCCGCCCUGUAAGGAAGGAUGCAGCGACCAUCGCACUGGAGUUAAAAUGCGGGAGUGAGGAAGAGAUUAAUAACCCGCGAGAAUUACUGAUCCGCAUAGGAUGCGCUGAGUGGACUGAAGAACUCAUAAACUCCGCACUACCCAGCAUAACACACGAAAUUUGUUAAAAAUAAUUAUAAGUUCAAAUAAUAAUUAGCCAAAAUAAUUGCGAGUUCAAAUAAUAAUAAUUUGUUAGGAACAAUUAUAAGUUCAGACAACCAUAAGUUAAGAUCUAUAGAUUUAAUGGCAAUCAAUGAUGCUUUAUUGUUACAGAGCAAUGUGUAUUAUUUAAUAGAAAAACAUUUUAAAGGGAAAGAAUGUUACAUUAAUUUAGUAGAAACAUUUCUACAGGUAUGUAUAUAUAUCUGUAUAAUAUUUGUGUGUAAUGUCGGUUUAAAUUUUUCUUUGAAAAAUUUUUUAUGAAAACAUAUUUGCAGGCUACAUUUGAUAAACAAAUAGGGCAGUUUUUGGAUACGUCCUCGACUUCAAAGAAAUUUAAUCUGGAUCGAUUUACAAUGAAUCGAUAUAAUUCCAUCGCUUACUCCAAAUCAUCAGAAAUAGCAUUUUUAAUGCCAGUAUUUUUAGCAAUGCAUUAUGCUGGAAUCGAAAAAGUUCAAGAGAUGUUCAAGCAAUCAGAAACUAUCUUGUUAGAGUUGGGACAGUGUUAUCAAAUUCAAGACGAUUGCUUAGGUUGCUUUUUCGAUUUGCGCAAAGAUAAUACUGAUAUAGAAGAAGGAAAAUGUAUGUGGUUAAUUGUUAAAGCUCUUGAACUCGUAACUCCGGAACAGCGUAAAACUUUAGAAGUAAAUAUCGUUGGUUACAUGUGUUUUCCUAAACGUUGUUGCAUUAAUCAAUUUUCUUAUUUUUUUCUUUGUUUUUCAGGAAUGUUACGGAAAAAACAAAACACGUAAAACAGCUCUACAUUGAUUUGGAUUUGCAGAAUGCUUAUUUUAAACACGAAAAAUAAACAUAUAAUGCAAUAACUGCACUGAUAGAGAAAAUAUCAUACAAAAAUCUACAACAUUUUUUCAUGGGUUUAUUAGAGAAGCUUUAUGGCAGACGAAUCUGUUUUGGAUAAACAUAUCUUAAAUACUACUAUUUUAAGCAAGUAUUUCUUUUAAGCAUGUUUAACCUAAAUUUUGAGCAAUGUAAAAAAUUAAUAAAUUCUAUGUUUCCUACUGUUA